AUGCUACCACCCGACUGCGCCCAAACUCCUCUUGAGUUAUGGAUCCUCAAUAGAGUUGGAAACUGGAGAAAGCGGGAGCUCCCACGCCGCAGCUCGCAGCUUCCCAGCUUCUUUCCCAGCUACACUGCCCUGGGCUGCCAGUCCGGCGGCUUGGCCACCCAGAGUUCUUUCCUUAUCUGUCUCUGGAUCAAGCCAGCGGCAUCGAGCCAUCAAUUGGAUCGUACUAUGUACUUGCCAGGUUAG
Molecule: messenger RNA, 243 nt
Organism: Neurospora tetrasperma FGSC 2508
Lineage: Eukaryota; Fungi; Ascomycota; Sordariomycetes; Sordariales; Sordariaceae
Exons: 2
Coding region: 1-243 (80 amino acids)
Source: RefSeq, a predicted model, not a curated record